AUGAAAGGCGUUCUUCCCCCUUCGGAGCCGACUCUGAAGCCACCAAAGCAAGAGACAUCGAAGCCACAGCAAGUACCCACUGCGCCACAGCAACAACCACCGCAAAGACCACGGAGACAACGUGAUGCACCAAGGAAGAAAGUCGAUUAUACGCCGAUACCAAGAAUACCUGCGCCAUUACCUUCAGCAAAUCCUAUUCCACCUUCAAAAUCCGAUCCUCUCCCUUCCCUCACCUGUUCCCCAACCCCAACUCCUUCCUCCUCCAGAGUUCCAGCCAGUGCCAGCCGAGAGAGAACCGAAACAGCCAGUGACUGUGUUACGAUCACAGUAGAUGGGAUCCUUAUUCUCUUUGAGAAGUUGACAGGAAAACCUAUCGACAGGCACACCUGA
This is a messenger RNA of Macrobrachium nipponense, 390 nucleotides long. RefSeq lists its product as uncharacterized. Lineage: Eukaryota; Metazoa; Arthropoda; Malacostraca; Decapoda; Palaemonidae. The transcript has a single exon. The record is from RefSeq and is a predicted model, not a curated record. The coding region runs from base 1 to 390 and encodes 129 amino acids.